Molecule: messenger RNA, 756 nt
Organism: Arabis nemorensis
Lineage: Eukaryota; Viridiplantae; Streptophyta; Magnoliopsida; Brassicales; Brassicaceae
Source: the annotation of a GenBank genome assembly
AUGCCGGUUUCCAGAGUUUCGCCUUACCCGCUUCGUUCUUGUAGGAGCAAGAAACAAAAGGAAGCUGAAUCACCUCUUGAGUCAGAGAGUGUGAGUGAAUGGGAAGAUGUGAGGUGUGUCAUCUGCAUGGAGCCGCCUCACAAUGCCGUUCUCUUGCAAUGCUCUUCCUUCUCCAAAGGAUGUCGUGCUUACAUGUGCGACACAAGCUCCCGUCACUCCAACUGCUUCAAGCAGUACCGCAGAAACAACAACAACAGCACAAGCCGCUGCAAUGGGAAGACUCUAAACUGUCCGUACUGCAGAGGAGAGGUUUACGGGACAAUGAAGUCGACUUGUGCAAGGAGAUUCAUGAAUGCUAGACCGAGGUGUUGUACGAUGGACAAGUGCGAUUUCUCGGGGACCUAUUCUCAGCUGAAGAAUCACUUGAAAACUGAGCAUCCCGGUUUCACAGCGCUAAAGUUGGACCCAUGGGAGCAACACAUGUGGGAGCAGUUGGAGAGAGAGGCGGAAUACAUUGAGAUGAUCAAUGCUCGGCAGAGAUGGGAAGCAGAACAGAGAUUGUUGGCCAGCUCUCUCCAUCAGCUUCCGUACCACCAUUCCAUCAUUGAUCUCAACUUUGAUGCGUUCAUUCAUAAUCUUUAUAUCGAUGCAUCCACGGAGAGCCGUGCAAGGAGCCAAGUAAACACCACCAGUUUCCCGGCUCACAUGCCCCGGUUGGAGUUCCAUGGACCCAUGUAUCCCAGAUGGACGCCUUGA